GUCGACACUCAAUUUACAUCGUUGUAACUCGUUUCAACUCAAAAAUCAAACCUUUCUCGGUUGAAUGACAGCUAGUUUCAUGUCCUACAAUAUAUGGUGUAUUCAAAGUUUUCAGUCAAGUUCAUUGUCUAGGACACAAAACUCGUCACUUCAAGUUAAAGACCAAAAAGACUCYUAACGAUGCUUAACUUAUUCAGUCUUAAAAGGUGAUUUAUGAGGCUGUUAAUUCUGUAUUGAUGGCUGCUAAAUAACUCCCAUAUCAAUAUUUAUCAGCCAAGUGCAGUGAGCUUUAAGUGGCUGGGAAAAUGUCGUUAAAUAAUACUCCCUGCUUAGAGGCGUUUAAAAGCGUCCAUCGGUACAACAAAGUCUGUGAAUGAAGAGUCGAGUACAUCAAAAUGGACGGACAAAUGUGGAACAGUUCUUAUAAUUCGUCUUUGAACGGAUUUAUGGCUAAUGCGACCACGAAAUACACUGAGACUUUGCCAGUUAAAGUCGUUAAGCUUAUUUGUUACACACUUGUUUUUGUCAUCGGUGUUUUUGGGAAUGCUAUGGUCUUUCGUAUGGUGUUAAGACGUCGAAAGCUUCAGACUGUCAGCAACUAUUUGAUUUGCAACCUCGCUGCGGCCGACAUCGCUGUGUUGACUGUAAAUUUACCAUUUCGUCUCGCAUACCAAGAAAAUUCUUACAUUUGGCCAUUUGGGGCUUUUUUGUGUAAGAUUAUUCCAAUGUUGACGUAUUUAUUUAUCACUGCUUCGUCUGCAACGCUAGUUGUGAUGUCAUUAGAUCAACACCGAGCAGUCUUGCAUCCAUUGAAGAAGCGUUUGACUAUAACUCAAACGAAAAUUGUAAUGGUUCUAGUAUGGUUCAUCUCUGCUCUCAUUACUCUACCAUUAAACUUCUCCCUUACGGUGAUUGAUCAACGAGGACACCCUGUUUGUACGGACGUUUGGCCAAGUUUAAAUUUUGAGCAAGUCUACUUUGUUCUACUAUUCAUUCUACAAUUCCUUCUUCCUAUGUCAAUAAUUACGACUUCUUACACUCAUGUUUGCAUAAAACUUAACUCGACUAAUGCCGAAGAUACGGCUUUGAUACAGAGUCUAGUCCAGAGAGAAAGAAGAAACAAAAAGGUGAUAAAAAUGUUAAUAGUCAUCGUAGCAGUUAACGCACUUUGUACCCUUCCAUACCACGUGACCUGGCUGGUCAGCGUAUUUGGCCACCCUCAUUCGUUAGCCAAGAAGUUCUGUGUGUUGCUUGUAAUCGCCACAAGCGCUGCGCAUCCCAUAAUAUAUGGUACACUCAAUCAAGACUUCGCGAGGGGAUUCAGAAGCUACUUAAGGUGCAUGAGAGAGCAAACUCUGGCGUACAGAGAGACAGUGAGAAAAAUUUCAGGAACCAGACAGAAUUCAGUCAUUUUGCCUUGUAAGAAUUCGGUAUCAAACAGCACGCCAUCGCCUUCUCAAGGCUUGGACAAAAACAAAGACAAAGGCUUUAGUAUUACAGGAAGAAUGGAUGCAGAAAAAUUAGUUGUUUUUGAAUUCGAAACUUGCUUAUAAUGAUACUUUGUCGUAAAUUUUAUACCCCAUCCACACCUAAACGUGUUUAGUUAAACUAUGUUUUCAUUAGGAAAAAAAAUUG
Molecule: messenger RNA, 1635 nt
Organism: Actinia tenebrosa (Australian red waratah sea anemone)
Lineage: Eukaryota; Metazoa; Cnidaria; Anthozoa; Actiniaria; Actiniidae
Product: neuropeptide Y receptor type 2
Biological process (GO): G protein-coupled receptor signaling pathway
Cellular component (GO): plasma membrane
Molecular function (GO): G protein-coupled receptor activity
Source: RefSeq, a predicted model, not a curated record